Orbicella faveolata is the source of this 2811-nucleotide messenger RNA. RefSeq lists its product as uncharacterized. Gene Ontology annotation, cellular component: extracellular region. The record is from RefSeq and is a predicted model, not a curated record. Lineage: Eukaryota; Metazoa; Cnidaria; Anthozoa; Scleractinia; Merulinidae.
AUUAUUUUGUUAGCUUUUGUUAGCGCGCUGGGGAAACGUUGACUAUCAGAAUUUCGGUUCUCUGUGAUCCUUUCAAGAAUCAUAUUAGUUGAUUCACUUGGUGUACUGGAAUACUGGUAAAAAUGAUCAGUUGACUUUCUAAUCCAGACCCAUGUCACCUCUUACAAAGAUUGUCUUUAAAUUCAAUCUGCAAUUACCAGGGUCGGCGAAUCGAAGGGUGAAUUAAGUGGGGAGGGGCCUUUGGGAGCUAGAUUUUAACAGAAAUUUAAUGUUACUGGCAAGCAAUUAACUCUCCGAAACAACCUUUCGAGAGUUGCCGGGAUCAGGCCUUUCAGUUUAGAUAUUGCAACUAGACCCGAAGUUGCAGAAAUAACUGUGAAUCGAAGAAACAUACCGUGAUUAAUUUAAAGAAAUCGUGUAUUCCAACAUGUCAACUGAACAUGAUCUUCACUGAAUCUUCUGCUAUAACCUAUACGUUUCGUCUCAUGUUGUCGUAAAAGAAUUUCGCGCAUGGAGGCGUUAUUUAUCGAUUUGUUUGUGCGCGCCAUGAUGAUGCCAGCAUAUAGGUAACUGAUAUUAUCGACAUAUUAACAAGUUGCUAUCAGUCUGAUAUAACGUUUGAAGUAUUAGCAUUUCACGCCAUCUUCGUUGAGGGAAUUGCAGGGUUCUUUUAGCGUUUCACAGUUGAGGGCAUGCUGAAGAAAAAUGCUCGUCUUGUAUAUUGGUUUGUUUCUCGCUUCAUUCCCAGUCGCAUGUGAUGCCGCCCCACGCAGUUCUUUUCUAGCGCUUCCUGCCGAAAUCAGGUUUGGCAGGUUGGGCAGAUAUCAAGUUGAAAAACGCCAAGAUAUCUUUAUUUCAGUGCCGACACCGACACCGACAUCUCUCCUACCAGUUUGCACCCCAGAGCAGUUGAAUGAAUUUCCCAGUUGUGCUGGUUAUAAGGCAUUUGGCUGGUGUGAGAUCACGGACAACAUGUUAAUAGCAGCUAUAAUGACCAAUUGCUUUUUUACCUGUGGAAGGUGCCGAGAACCACCACCAACACCAGCCCCGACGACUGCACCACCGGUUUGCAUCGCUGACAUCUCUUCAAAUUGUGCGGGCUAUAAAGCACUUAGCUUAUGUGAUCUUACGGACGCCAGCAGCUUCUUUUUUAGGUUUCUGGUUCAGAACUGCAAUGCCACAUGUGGGGAAUGCGAACCGCCAACAAUGAUGGCUCCAAUAACCGAACGACCAACGACGCCGUCAACUAUGGCACCGCCGUCGACUAUGACACCGCCUUCGACUAUGCCACCGUCUACUAUGUCGCCGUCGACUAUGCCACCGUCGACUGAGUCCCUGUCGACUAUGCCACCAUCGACUGAGUCGCCGUCGACUAUACCACCGUCGACUAUACCAAAGUCGACUGAGUCGCCAUCGACUAUGCCACCGUCGACUGAGUCGCCGUCAACUAUGCCACCGUCGACUGAGUCGCCGUCGACUAUACCACCGUCGACUGAGUCACCGUCGACUAUGCCACCGUCGACUGAGUCGCCGUCAACUAUGCCAUCGUCGACUAUACCACCGUCGACUGAGUCGCCGUCGACUAUACCACCAUCGACUGAGUCGCCGUCGACUAUACCACCGUCGACUGAGUCGCCGUCAACUAUACCACCGUCGACUGAGUCGCCGUCAACUAUAUCACCGUCGACUGAGUCGCCGUCGACUAUUCCACCGUCGACUGAGUCGCCGUCGACUAUACCACCGUCGACUGAGUCGCCGUCAACUAUGCCACCGUCGACUGAGUCGCCGUCAACUAUACCACCGUCAACUGAGCCGCCGUCGACUAAGCCACCGUCGACGGAGCCGCCGUCAACUAUGCCACCGUCGACUGAGUCGCCGUCGACUAUGGAACAGCCGUCGACCAUGGCACCGCCCACUGAGCCACCGUCGACUAUGGCCCCUCCUACUUUAGCACCAGAAGAUGCUGCCUGUCUGCAAGCUCACAACGCCAAGCGAGCUCUUCAUGGGUCACAACCGCUGGCCUGGAGUGAUGUACUGGCUCAGCAUGCUCAAGCAUGGGCUGACCACCUGGCAGCGACAGAGACCUUUGUGCACGAACAGGGCAUUGAUGAAGGAGAAAAUCUGUAUUUUGUUAGGGCUUCAACUACCCGCAGUUGCUCCGACGCAGUAGAAUCCUGGUAUAGUGAAGAGCUUCUGUACGAUUAUGACAGACCGCCACAAACAAUCCAAGAGUUUCUUGAAUCUGACAUCGGCCACUUCACUCAGAUUGUUUGGAAUGGGACUACAAUGGUAGGAGCAGGUAUCGCCACCGUAGUUGGAGGACGUCCCCCAAUCCAGACCUACAUAGUGGCUCGGUAUGCGCCACCUGGAAACGUCCUUGGCCGUUUUACAGAGAACGUCAUGCGACCAGUAGUCCCGAUCUAAGUCUAUAGUGCCACCUGACAUCUGCGGGAAGGCGGCCAAUGGUUCCGCUAGAUAGUCAGUUGGCUAUCAUAUAUAGCGAUUAAACAAUGGCAGCAGAUUACAUCGUUUGGUUUUGCACCAUACGUGUUGUGAACGAUGGGGAAUGGAGCAUUACGAUUUGUUACACAGUUGUCUCUUGUCGGCAAAGUCUAAAACAUUCUAAACUUCAGUAGCAUCAAAUAGGGAAAUAAGAUAUUUUUUUUUCUAGAUAAGGUAGAAGAAUAUACCGCAUACUUCUCUUGCAAUUAUAAGCUUGAUUUGAACGUUGCUAGAAAUUAAUGUGUGUAAAUAUUUUCUUUCUAAGCGAAAACGAAAACAAAUAAAUCACCAACAUGUGUCAUGUAUUCA